AUGACUAUCUCUGUCGAAAACCCUGUUUCUGUGCACGAGGAUUUUACAACACAAACGAAAACCGAAGAGUUACAAUCGGACAGUAGAAUUCCAAUGUCAACGAUACCAUCUAAUGAUGAAGUGUUUUUGGCUCCUGAGGUGAAUGCAUUUGGUCGUGAAUUCAGAAACUAUGAGGAUGAGAACAACGAGAGGCAGAAGAGCGUCGAAGAGUUCUAUAAAACACAACACAUUAACCAAACUCUAGACUUUGUAAAGAAAAUGAGACAUGAUUAUGGAAAAUUGGACAAGAUGGUGAUGAACAUUUGGGAAUGUUGUGAACUUCUUAACGAAGUGGUGGACGAGAGCGAUCCCGACCUCGACGAACCACAAAUUCAACAUUUGCUUCAAACUGCGGAAGCAAUUCGUAAAGAUUACCCUGACGAAGAUUGGCUCCAUCUCACUGCUCUUAUCCACGAUCUUGGGAAGGUUCUUACUCUUCCACAGUUUGGAGGGCUUCCUCAAUGGGCUGUUGUUGGUGAUACAUUUCCAGUUGGGUGUGCAUUUGAUGAAUCUAACAUACACCACAAGUAUUUUAAGGAAAACCCUGAUUUUAACAACCCAACUUACAAUACCAAAACUGGGAUAUAUUCUGAAGGAUGUGGACUAGAAAAUGUUUCUAUGUCAUGGGGCCAUGAUGACUACAUGUACAUGGUGGCCAAGGAGAAUGGCAGCACUUUGCCAUCACCGGGACUGUUCAUCAUCCGAUACCAUUCCUUUUAUCCAUUGCACAAGGCUGGAGCUUAUACUCACCUUAUGAACGACGAAGACAAGGAAAACCUCAAAUGGCUCCAUGUUUUCAACAAGUACGACUUAUACAGCAAGAGCAAAGUACACGUCGAUGUCGAGAAGGUUAAGCCGUACUACAUGUCAAUCAUCAAGAAAUAUUUCCCGGAAAAUCUGAAGUGGUGA
Messenger RNA from Microthlaspi erraticum, 948 nucleotides. The record is from the annotation of a GenBank genome assembly. NCBI's taxonomy places the organism in Eukaryota, Viridiplantae, Streptophyta, Magnoliopsida, Brassicales, Brassicaceae.